Molecule: messenger RNA, 2694 nt
Organism: Fusarium sp. VM40
Lineage: Eukaryota; Fungi; Ascomycota; Sordariomycetes; Hypocreales; Nectriaceae
Source: the annotation of a GenBank genome assembly
AUGACACCCAAAACCCGCUCUGGCGGUGUCCCCGCGCCGAGCCGUGUCUAUCAUUCAACGCCCGCGCAGCAACAAGUACAGUUCCCUCCGCGCAGAAGGGUUGUGCGGACAUACGGCAAGCAGAAUCGGAAGAAACAAGCAGAUACACCUUCGAAACUCCUGCGACAACAAACCUUGACUCAAAUCGACUUUGUAUCGAGCUUUGACGACAAGGAUGAUCCUAUAGUGAUGAGCGAUAGUGAACUGGAGGAAAUGCGCUCCGAACAGGACAACGAAGAGAACCAAGGACAAGAGGCGCAGGAAGAUGAUGACCAAGAACCUGUCUCAAGUGGGAGGAAACGGCGAGCGACUUCGAAGAAAGCAUCCACCAAGACCGAUCGGACGAAACGACGACGGACGAUAGGCGACGACACAGAUGAACAACCCAAACCGAAGAAGGAGAAGAAAUCAAGCCGACGCAAGACAAUGGGAGAUGCACCUAGUUCAAAUUACCAUACACAAACCUUGACUCAGUUUCUGGGUCGAGACACAGCCCACGCCGAGUUGAUCAAGGACUCUGAAGACGAGGAAGAAGACGAUGAGUUCCAACAAUGGCUGGGGAAUCCUACAAGUCCGAGCCCUCAGCGUGUCCAGAAACACAAGAAGAUGUCGCCUGCCAAGAACCCGAAACCCCCAAAGUCGAUAUUGAAGCACAGGCCAGAAGAACCAGUUCCCCAGCGCGAGGACAGUGUGGUACCACAAACACCACAAAAGCAGACGCCUCACAAACGUGCCAAAUCAGCGGAGAUACCUUCUUCGAGCCAAUUGUCCGCACCGCCAAGUAUAUCGUCUACGCCUGCUAGUAUGAUGUUGGAACGCUAUGGUCCGGCUGGUCAGGUAGAGGCAUCACCAGUUAAAAGAAAAUUGUCUUCACCGGCUGUCCAAUCGCCGCUCAAGGAGCUGAGAGGGAAACCUCGAACCGCGACAACACCGCGACAGCAUGAACGGAUCAUACAAGAUUCUUACGCUACCGAUAGUUGGGGCUCUACUAACCGUACGCCUCUACGAGAACUACCCGUGGACUCACCAAACAAAACACCCAAGACACCUAAAGGCGGCAUCGAGUCUCUUGACACAUCUUCUGCGCUUGAUGAAAUGGAGACACCGACAAAGACUAGAAGAGGGGAGAGUACUGAACUUGGUGGGAGCCAAAGGAGUGGCAGUCCCACGCCAAGAAUGAAGCGAGUCUCGCCGGGUAGUGGGAAGAAGGUUAUGCUUGAAAUCCCCGACUCAGAAGAUGAGGACGACGAGGACUUUGGCGAAGAUGAAAAUGACGAGAAUACUUUCGUUGUUGGAGCUGAAACGCAGCUCAUUAUGAGCGAGAUCGCUUCAUCCGAGGAAGAGAUUGUCGGGGGGGAAUCCUCUAUACACCGUACGAGUGUUGUCAAACGACAGGCCUUUGCAACCAUUGUUUCAGAGGCAUCAUCAGCCUCUAGCGAUCGAGCAUCAUCUUCGUCGUUACCACCUCUUAGUUCACGACCUACUACAAUGCCCCCUCUCUCCUCGACACCCAAAGGCAAAAUACGUCCAGCAAAACCAGUUCGCAAGCCCAUUCACCGUCCUGCUCCACCGACCCAGACUCAGCCAUUGGAAUCCCAGCGUGUACCUUUGGCAACCCUUCAGUCUCUUCCUCCUGCAUCCGCCCGCACAGAUAUCCUGCUUUCACUUCCUCAAGACAUGAUUGAUGAUGUUAUUGAGGGGUACCAGGCUGAUCUCAUACUCAACUUCAAAAUACCCGCGCAGGUGGUCCGUUUCUGGCUGUAUGACGGAGAACUAUUACGCUUUAUGGCUUGCGCGGACCCUGGACGUGUCACCGAAGGCCCAGCUUGGCGCUAUCAUCUCAUCCAAGUUUAUGAGCUGAACAACCCCGUCGAGGGUGAUGAUAUGCGAGAAGAGGGUUGGAUCGAAGGCGAUAUCGACCGUUAUGUCUAUUUCCCCCCUGCUGUCGUAGGCCAGCUACUUUGGAACUUGCGCCAUGCCCUCUUCAAAAAGAACGCUACGGAAGAUGGCGCAACGCAGACUCAAGCUAUUGUGGACGAAGAUGAAGAUGACAGCGGUCGAGUUGAUCUCUUUGCCAACUCUUCGCAGCCUGUCCCUCGAGAUGAUAACCCAACGCCUACCCCAAGCAUGAGUGUAUCGCAACAAGUUGAAGCACAACUCAAAAGUGACAUUGCUCACUCAACCCAAUUCCCAAACUCGGACGAUAUCCUUGUUCCUUCGACACCGGAGGAAAAAGCCAACAACAACAAUAACACAACCCAUACGACCCCUCCAAUUGCUCACGUCCCCUCAUCUCCCACAACAAUAAAACCUCCACCCCGCCGUACCCCCUUCACAGCAUCCUCCUACCGCGCCUCUCGCCCUGCCGUGCGUCCCUCCCAAGCCACCACUGUUUCUCAAGCCUCUACCCCCGAAAAGCAACACUCAUCUAUCCGCCGCCCUGCACUGCACUCAUCCAGCAGCAUCGGGGUUCCCGAGGGUCUCCUAGAUGAGGAUGACGAGGACAGCGCGCUACGUCUUCCGCCUGGGUACAAUCCAGGCUCGUCGCAGCUUCUGACAAAGAGCCAGAUGCUGCCGGACAGCCUGUUACGUGAUGAUGAGAGGAUUCCCCCUGAGAUCUGGGACUCGGAUGAUAAUGAUGAUGAACGAUUGUAG